Molecule: messenger RNA, 3937 nt
Organism: Phymastichus coffea
Lineage: Eukaryota; Metazoa; Arthropoda; Insecta; Hymenoptera; Eulophidae
Product: elongation of very long chain fatty acids protein AAEL008004-like
Exons: 9
Coding region: 928-2016 (362 amino acids)
Biological process (GO): sphingolipid biosynthetic process; fatty acid elongation, polyunsaturated fatty acid; very long-chain fatty acid biosynthetic process
Cellular component (GO): endoplasmic reticulum membrane
Molecular function (GO): fatty acid elongase activity
Source: RefSeq, a predicted model, not a curated record
GUGCGCGCUCGCUGCUAUAUACGUGGGUGCAGGCUGCAGUACCAGUGCGUACAUGGAUUAGCGAGCGAGCAGAGCGGAUGACUAUAGACUAUAAAGAGAAUAGAACGUAAUGAUCGUCAGUAUUUCGGUGGUGACUGGUCGCCGAGCGGUCUAUCGCCCUCGUCACCGCGACGUCAAUUUUCGCGAAAGAGCUGAGCCUAGAGUUUAGCUCACGCGGACGAGGUGAACCGAAUGAGCACUGAACGCGGUUCGUGUCAGCAGCAGCAGCAGCACUAUCCGAGCCGUGCUGCUACGCUGCGACAGCUCCUCGCGUGUGGUUUAUACGGCAGCAGCUCGCCAAUUCUCCUUUCCCGUUGGAUUUCGCACUGGCAGAGAGACUCGCGAGCCAUGAGCCGGCCUCGUUAGUUCCAAGUCACAAGUCGUAAAGUUGCGGCCUCUUGCAUGCUCUCUCUCUCUCUUUCUCUCUCUCUCUCUCUCUCUCUCUCUCUCUCUCUCUCUCUCGCUGCUGCUGCUGCUCGUUCCUGCACACGCUUGAGUAUCUCGAGCGCGCGCGCGUAGCCCAGUGUUCAUCUCAACUGGCCUGUCUAUAUUUGAGAUAAACAUAUCAGCAUACAAGUUGACAGUGGCAUCGGCGGGCUGCUGUACAGUUACGACGACUAGCCAUUGUUGUGUAGACAUCGAGCAAGUUCGCCAAGUGCGCUGGAUACGUCCACGAGACCUAUCCACCUAUGCCUGGUUCUACGAUUCGGCAUUUUGAAAUCUCGCCUGUUGCCCUCGCAAUUGACUUCGGUACUGGAGUGGCUCCUUGGCAACGUGCGACGACAGGCUGCACGAGCACAGGUUUCCGACCAACAGGCGCAGUUUUUCCAAAACCGGCACAGACCAUUAAGACGCUGAUCCUAUUGCCGUAAGGCUUGCUUUACAAACAUGUCAAUCGUCAUGGAAUAUGUGGAUCGAUUUCACGAGAUGUUGGAUAAACACGCAGACAAACGGACGGUCGGUUGGUUUUUAAUGAGUUCUCCAUUCCCCACGUUAAUCAUCUGCCUUAGUUAUGUCUACAUUGUCAAGGUUUUGGGCCCAAAACUUAUGGAAAAUCGAAAGCCUUUUCAACUCAAGAACGUUCUGAUAGUCUAUAAUUUCUUUCAAGUUCUCUUUUCGGCGUGGUUAUUUUACGAGAGUCUGAUGGGAGGCUGGUGGGGCGAAUAUAGUUUCCGCUGUCAACCAGUAGAUUAUUCCGACAAUCCAACAGCUAUAAGGAUAGGAAUGUCCGGAUGGCUGACGGGCGAGUACUCGUUGAGGUGUCAACCGGUAGACUACAGCGAUCGGCCCCAAGUAUUACGGAUGGUUCAUGCAAGUUGGUGGUACUACUUCUCCAAAUUCACAGAAUUUAUGGAUACGAUCUUUUUUGUACUGCGUAAAAAAACCGAUCACGUAUCCACACUUCAUGUGAUCCAUCACGGUUGUAUGCCCAUGUCUGUUUGGUUUGGCGUCAAAUUUACACCUGGCGGACAUUCGACAUUCUUUGGUUUGCUCAACACGUUUGUACACAUUAUCAUGUAUUCGUAUUAUCUGUUGGCUGCCUUGGGCCCCAAGGUGCAACCAUAUCUUUGGUGGAAGAAGUACCUCACAGCUUUCCAAAUGCUACAGUUCGUAGCAAUCAUGGUGCACGCAUUCCAACUACUCUUCAUUGACUGCAAUUAUCCGAAAGCUUUUGUCUGGUGGAUCGGCAUGCACGCCGUCAUGUUCUUCUUCCUGUUCAACGAAUUCUACCAACAGAGUUAUGCACAGAAAAGUAGAAAAGCCGCAAAAGCAGCCGCAGCCGCAGCAGCAAAAGAAGCAUCAGCUAGUAGCAGCACGUUAUCAAAUGGAAAAACGCCGUACAAUGGCACUGAGUUAAACGGCACGAGACGACGAGAGGCUGCCGAUUAUUACGUCAAGGGCGACAGCAUCGCUGUCUCUGAAUUGCAUUUGCGAAAACCUGCAUUCGCCGCUGCAGCUGCCGCUCCUAGUGAAUAAUUCUCGAUAUUGGUAUCUGCGAAGGAACUUUAUUUUUUGUUUGUUUUCUUGUUGAAAAAAAAAUUAUGAUAGCCGAUAGAUUAAGUAAUGAGCUCGUAUUUCAAAUGCGUUUUUAAAAUUAGCGAUGAAAAUGUGUGAGUGUACGCGCGCGUGUUUGUAAGAGAAAAAGACAGCAAAAUAGAGGAAGAGAGGGGGAGACAGAGAGAGAGAGAGAGAGAGAGAGAGAGAGAGAGAGAGAGAGAGAGAGAGAGAGAGAGAGAGAGAGAGAGAGACAGACAGACAGACGACAGACAAAGAGAGAAGCGUCUAUGGAAGAGACAGGCGGGUUCACAAAAGUUGUGGUGUGACAUUAACGCAGUGUGCAAGAAAAAGAAAGAACAGAACAAAGCCUUGCUAUCAGUGUUGACUAGCACACUGUUAUCGUCAGCGACCUGAGAAAACUUUUGAUUACGUUUUCUUGCGAGAUUUUUCUUUCUGUACUCAAAGAUGAAACUCCAAGUGUGCCGAUAGUUACCUGUUGGAGCUUCCUAUAUUGCGGUUACUUCACUAGCGAUUAAGUGUGUUAUAUACAAAGAACUUGCGAUUAAAAUUUCAUCUACAUUUUUCAAACUGUACAUUCGGCUGUAUAUGCAAGAAAGUAAUGUUGUUUUUCUUCCUGAAACAGUUAGUACUAAUACCGAUAUUCGCUUGACUGCUGAAUCAUUGUAAAUCCAAUCUAAAAAUUAGGUACAAUCAAUUCUCAAGAUAUGAUCACUUCAUUCAAAAGUCUCGAUCUACUAAGAUCUAUGAAUAUAUAUUAUAGAAAAAAAGAAGUCAGAUUGCUUGAUUGCCAACUAUAAGAUCAUCAAUAUUUACAUAAACUUAUAAAUUUAUUAUGUAUAUAUAAUAAUACGUUUAAGUAACAAAACGUGCCAAUGAUUGAACACUGUUGAAAUAUACAUUAUUAGUUUAUUGUUUUAAUGAAUUAAAACGAACAAGUAUGUACAUCCGCUAUUCUUGUGAUGUUUUCCGCUUUACAGUUUCUAGUUUGCUCAAUGAAUAAUGCGUGCUAUCGACGCUGAAUAUUAUUUACUUUUUUUAUUGAAUACCUUACAUUUUUAAAAAGUAUCAACUUUCAUGUCAAUGAAUCAUAUGUUUUUCUUUUUUAAAUUAAGGAAGAUUCACUUGUUCAAUUUAUCAAAUCUGCGAUACCCGAUGCGCCAUUCUUUCAUUGAUAGAAAAAAAAUCAUUGUAAAUAAAUUAUAUAUUGUUGGAAAAGUUAGGGUUCGCGUACAACACGUGCAAUAAUAGUGGUCUUCGACAUGUAGAAUAUAGUUGAUAGGGUGUCAUUCUUUUUAUAGGCGAAUAUUUUUCAUGGCAAUUUUAAAAUGAAAAACGUUUAUACAUAGUUAACUUAAUAUCUCAAUAAUUCAAUAAUUAACAAUUAAAAGAUCAUCACGGUCCUGUGAUAUUGGCUAAAUUUGAUUUUUAUAACGUGCUUAUUAAGUAACUUUUUUGAGAACGUUUUUAUAGAAAUAAAAUUCAUUUUUAUAAUGAAUGAUUACAUCAAUCGAAUUAGUAGUGUAAUUAUAAAAAUAAAAUAAAUAAUUAUGUUUUAUGAACGAGUUCUAAGCAGUACUUAAAUACAAUAAGUACUAUAAAGUUAUUUCUUUAUUCACAAUGAUGUUGUUGUAGUUUUGAAAUGUUCCAUUAGGACUUUUUUAUGAAAUUUGUAAUGAAACAUGUUGAAAGAACAUAUACAUAACACUACUGCCAUAACAAGUGUUGGAAAAGCGCCUAUCUGAUAAGGUAAAAUAACAAUUGUAUAAAUUUUAAGCUCUAAAUUAUAAAAUUAAUUUUCCAAAUUGAAAGAAAUACCAUUGUAUAAAUUUUGUUUUCAAUUUCUUGUCCUUUGAUGAACAAAUAAAUUGAAAUAUUUUUU